Messenger RNA from Lithohypha guttulata, 1362 nucleotides. RefSeq names its product palmitoyltransferase swf1 (gene SWF1). Gene Ontology annotation, biological process: peptidyl-L-cysteine S-palmitoylation; protein targeting to membrane. NCBI's taxonomy places the organism in Eukaryota, Fungi, Ascomycota, Eurotiomycetes, Chaetothyriales, Trichomeriaceae. The transcript has a single exon. Gene Ontology annotation, cellular component: Golgi apparatus; endoplasmic reticulum. The record is from RefSeq and is a predicted model, not a curated record. The coding region runs from base 1 to 1362 and encodes 453 amino acids. Gene Ontology annotation, molecular function: protein-cysteine S-palmitoyltransferase activity.
AUGCCUUCUGUAGACAAGGUCGCGAGGAGCAAGUCAGAUGAUCCUAUGAUGGACAUGCUCAAGACGCUGAUCCUUAUUGUGGCUUCGAUAUCUUUUCUCGUCUUUGUCGCGUUAUUUGGACGCCUACCUGUCUUCCGGAAAACACCUGUAGGAUGGUGCUAUCGGCUGCUGAUGGUAUAUCUUCCAAACGCGCUCGUCGGUCUUGAUGAAAAAUUGACAGGCAGACGCAUUACCCGAACCACAACACGAGUGUACAAUUAUCUUAUGUACGAUCGGCACCCAGUCGUGCUCAUAAUAUUUGUGCUCUUGCAGCUGGGCUCCGAGCUUCUGUUCCUGCCGCCAGCGUGGACAUAUAUUCCAUCAAACGUUCAGCGGUACCUUGUACUCCCUGUCUUGAUCACCCUACCCUAUUCCACCCUUUACCUCUCUUAUUCGACCUCAUCUCACCAUAUUACUCCGGAGUCAUAUCCUCAAGCACUGACACGCUAUCCCUAUGACUACACACUCUACCAUCCUCAUCGGAUGUGCCGAACCUGUCAUUAUCCAAAGCCCGCACGAAGCAAGCACUGUCCCAUCUGCAAGGCUUGUAUCGAACGGCAAGACCACCAUUGCAUAUGGAUCAACAACUGUGUAGGUCUGCAUAACUACCAUUACUUCAUUGCGCUGCUCGUCACCGUCGCAGCACUUCUAGGUUAUGGUGCUCUCACUGGCUUUGGCAUACUCGAGAAGAUUCUGCAGGAGAUGUUUGUCCCUAGACGCCUAACGGCUGGUAGUCUUACCAAUAAGCGAUGGUCUACUGGUCUCAGUUGGAUGGAGUAUUUCAAUGCGUAUACCGUUUGCCUUGCGACCAAUGCACGAAUUGGGGCAGUAACACUACUGGCAAGUAUGACCUGUCCACUCGCGCUUGGCUUUCUUGUCUACCACGCCUAUCUCAUCUGGGCCGGAACAACAACGAACGAAACUGCAAAGUGGAGCGAUCUGCGUGAGGACAUCCAAGAUGAUCUAGUUUGGCAAGCACGGAUUGACGAUGUCAAGACGGAGUAUCCCGGACCACUGGACGAGAAGAUUGUGUAUGAUUCCCGAAACUUUAGAGACGCCACAAGCAGAAGCGGGCAGGUCCCAAGUUGGGGCUAUGGACGCAAGGCACAUUGGUGGAUCAUCAGGACACGGGGAGGAGUGAAUCCAACGAGAUGGAAGCCACUCGAAGGACAGUACGAGAGUAGUGGGAGACAAAAAGUCGAAGAGGUGAUUGAUGAAAGAUGGAAGAGAGUCAAGAGUCUGGAUGAGAUUGAUAAUUUGUAUGACUUAGGAUUGGUUGGAAAUUUCAAGGAUGGACUGUUGAGGCCAUGGAGAGAUGUUUAG